Molecule: messenger RNA, 9358 nt
Organism: Physeter macrocephalus (sperm whale)
Lineage: Eukaryota; Metazoa; Chordata; Mammalia; Artiodactyla; Physeteridae
Gene: KPNA7
Product: karyopherin subunit alpha 7
Exons: 14
Coding region: 7695-9278 (527 amino acids)
Biological process (GO): NLS-bearing protein import into nucleus
Cellular component (GO): cytoplasm; nucleus
Molecular function (GO): nuclear import signal receptor activity; protein binding
Source: RefSeq, a predicted model, not a curated record
AUUAAAAAGUUUUCUGAAGUAUAGUUAAUUUACAAUGUUGUGUUAAUUUCUGCUGUACUGCAAAGUGAUUCAGUUAUACGUAUAUAUGUAUUCUUUUUCAUAUUCUUUUCCAUUAUGGUUUACCACAGGAUAUUGAAUAUAGUUCCCUGUGCUCUACAGUAGGACCUUGUUGUUUAUCCAUCCUAUGUAUAAUAAUUUGCACCUGCUAAUCCCAAACUCCCAAUCCUUCCCUCCCCCACCCCUCUCCCCCUUGGCAACCACAAGUCUGUUCUCUUUGUGAAUCUGUUUCUGUUUCAUAGAUAUGUUCAUUUGUGUCGUAUUUUAGGUUCCACAUGUAAGUGAUAUAUGAUACUGUUUUAUAUCUUGCUUUUUCCACUUACUAUACGGGGGAGAUUUUCCAUGAGAGUUCAUGGAGUCCUUACUAUGUAGACACAAUCCAACUGGUGGACAACUGGGUUUGAUCUACUCUUAAGAAGAGACACCACCUUCUCUUUUCACCCCAUGGCAAUUUUUUAAGGAAAUCAUCCCAGUUUUUAAAAAUCAGAGAAACCGAUGAGGUAGUAAAAGAAAUUAUUUGAGGGCAGGAAAUGGCCAAAUCCAUGGGUCCCAAACUUCUCCUGCUGGACACUCACAUUGACCUCUGGUGCCCCCUCUUUUCACGUAAACUUUAAUAAAACUUUCCAUUUGGGUCCAAGUGGGGAUACACCCCCACCCCCAGUUUCUCCUUAGCAGAGCUGCAAUAUAUUGCGUUUUUAAAGGGAACCUCAUUAAAUAGAAAGCGAUCCAAAGAAAGGGGAACAAAGAGAAGAGGAAGAGAAGCCACGUAAAGACUUGAGAGGAUGAGGCGCUGUGGGACCCAGCCACUGAGUCACUCCUUCCCUCCAGCCCUGUCUGCAGGGUGGGGUGGGGCAGAUAGUGGACCAGAAGCUAGUUCUGUCCCUAUUUGGGUCAGAAUGUAAAAGAGAGGUCCCCCGCCACCCUUGCAGGAGGGACACGAGAGGACAGCAGUCGGGGCCUUGGAACUGUCCUGCCUGCCCCAGUUUUUCAAUCAGUGGUUCAACUGAGGUGUUUGGAUUUAAGAGGAGACUCCUGCCCUGGUCCCUCAGGCCACACUCCACAGAGCCUGCAGCCCCUUAGCCCAAAGACAUGAUGUGGCCACCCACAGGAGCGAGGGCUCAGCUGCACGGGGGCCCUGAGUAAGCACCACCCCUGAGCUUGGCCAUUGAGCCCACACGGACAUUCUCAGCCAAAGCUCCAGGCUCAGCCAGGGGCAGAUGUGGCUCUUCCAAGGCUGAGGUUCAGUGAUGCCCCACUAGCCUCCAGGCCCAGCAAAUAUCCCCAAGAACUUUCCAGAGAUCCUGCAGCACUGCAUGGGCCUAGGGUACUGCUGAGGGUCUGAAUCUGGAACUAAAGUAGUAUUGAGGAGGACAAGGGGAGGAAGCAUGUGGCGGUUCUCUUGGCUGUCACCAAAACCCAGAAGAGGAAAUCCCCAGCGGCCUCUGACCGUGAAGUCAGGCCCCAGCUCACCUAGUCCUACCGAUAGCCUCUUUCCCUUGUAGUAAAGACAUCUAGAGAGGCAAACACCAAAACUUCCUUAUAUCCCAUUUUGAGUUUAGCCACCAGCACCUUCGGGAAGUCUUAGGAUUUCCGAAAUGGUCAGGGGUCUGAUGGUAACCCGCUUUGCUCAUCCUAGCACAGGGCUCAGUGUUUGUUGAAUGACUGAAUGGUUGGAUGGAAUUGGCUAGAAGGAAAGGAGAAAGGAGGGAUGGAGGAAGGAAGGAAAGGAGAGAUGAAUGGAUGGACGGAGGGUGGAUGGACAGACAGGGAAGGACGUCUGCUGAGGCCACAUGAAGUCACUAGGGGGGAAAUCAUGUUUUGAUUGGAGAGUUUGCAAGGGUGGGGUCCGGAGGAAGACUUCUGGACGACAGCCUCCGCAAAGGGCGUGUCAGCUGCGCAUGGAGAUCGUAGCAUCCCUGAGAUGCCAAAGCCUUGGGGUGGAAAUUCUAACACGUCAAAAACGUGGUCCGUCUGCCCUUGCCCCAGACAUAAUGUGUAUGGGUUGCUGGGGAGGGUAGAGUAGCUGCCCCCUCCCCUUCCUCCCCACGCCCAGCCCUGGCACUCACAUAGAUCCUCAUGUUGACGUAGCGUUGGCGUAGGCUGUCCAGGACGCUGGCCUCGUUCAGGAAGGUCAUGUUGGCCAUGUCGCUGACUUGGUAGAAUUUGGGUGGGUUCAUCUGCUGGAUAUCAUCCUUCUUCAUGGUGAGCAUCUGGGGGGUCAAGACACAGCAGCACAUGCAUUAAGACAUGGUACUGUCACAGCUACAGUGGCGUCGGCCACAGGGUACCGCCCACUCUCUGGUGUCCUGCAAAAAGCUGGAAUCAGUGGCUCCACCUCCUGGUCCAGCCAUGUCUCAUUGACUUGGGAUGAGGAAGAACUUCCAAGGCCAUAUGAGCCCUAACUGCCUCCGCUCUGAAGUAGGGAUGGCAGUGGCUUCCUUGGCUGGUUGCUGGGAGAACUACAUGAACUUAAGUUGCAUCAAGUAAAAAGUCCUUGAAGUUCCUUCCCUACGUUCAGAGCACCUCCGACCUGUGUUUCUCUUCCAGCCAAGUCCAUUCUGGUAGCUGAUCAGAACUUGCUCACUGAUCCCAGGGACGCUUUGCAGAGAUGUGACUCUUGGCUGUCUGCCUGGAGAAUUAGUGGUGGUUUCUAAAUAGCAAUGAACUUUUCCAUUAAAAAUAAAAAAGACAUUCUCCUGCUCUCACCAAACCACCUUGAAGGAUAAAAUUGAAAGCAAGCAAACAAGACCAAAAAAAAAAAAAAAAAAAAAAAGACAACAAUGAUGAGAAGUAGAUGUUUUAGGGUGAAAAUAAUAUAGCAUUAAGAGUCUGGGGCUUCCCUGGGGGCGCAGUGGUUAAGAACCCGCCUGCCGAUGCAGGGGACACGGGUUCGAGCCCUGGUCCGGGAAGAUCCCACAUGCCGCGGAGCAGCUAAGCCCGUGCGCCACAACUACUGAGCCCGCGCUCUAGAGCCCGUGAGCCACAACUACUGAAGCCCACGUGCCACAACUACUGAAGCCCACGCGCCUAGAGCCUGUGCUCCGCAACAGGAGAGGCCACUGCAAUGUGAGGCCUGCGCACCGCAACGAAGAGCAGCCCCCGCUCGCCGCAACUAGAGAAAAGCCCGCGGGCAGCAACGAGGACCCGACGCAGCCAAAAAUAAAUCAAUAAAAAUAAAUAAAUUAAAAAAAAAAAAAGACUUUGCCUAAAAAAAAAAAAAAAAUAGAGUCUGGAGCUCCUGUGCACAGCAGGCAAAUCCCAUCUCCCCGCUCUGCACCCCAAUUUUUCCUCUGUAAAUGAAAACUCAUGCCAGCUCUUAAAUGGCAGUGUCUGGGUCUGAAGCUCAAGACAUGUGAUCCAGAAAACAAAUAUCUUUCAGCUGCCUGAAGCCUGAGAUGUGAGGCUUAAACACCUACUGGGAUUUCUGGGACUUUUAAUAAUUUAUGAGUCCAACAGGCAGAUAAUUUGGAAUCUUGACAGUUCUGGAAAAUCCACCCAGUAAUGGUCACCACACCCCUAGUAGGUCAGGCUAGGUUUCAUUCAGAGUCCAUUUCUGGUAGUUGCUGAUCUCUGGUCCUCGCCCACAGGCAAACUCUUCUCUUACAGCCCCAGCAGAGAAAUGGAAGCCUGUGGCUUUAUCGCAGGAGCCAGGCGAGUUGGUCUUUUCUGUCCCAAACCCGGCUGGAUGGCCUGUCUACCGCAGAUGCUCACAGAAGUUGUGUUGUCCUUAAAUUGCGCCCAAACUGGGGCCUCUGGGGCUCCACUCUCAUCAUCCAUCAUUCCUGGCAACACUGCAGUGCCCUGCGUUUCUGAAAAGGAUGUCUCUCCUGAGAGUUAAGCUUGACUUUCAUGUUCAAACCCACUUUACCACAGCUGUAGCCUCAUCUUUCUGUGACCACGCCCCUCAAAGGGAGGGGAGGGACACAGUAAAGCUUAGACGUUGCAAGUUCUGAUCAUGGAACGUCUCUGUUCUUUUAUUUGUGAAAUUAACCAAGGAUUGACUUCACACUCCCCGGAUGCAGCCCAACCAUGGAAGAUGAGGUGGUGCUGUAGAGGGGUCAUGGGCAUUGGAGCCAGAUACAGCAAGCUUUGAAUCUGAGUUCAUCACUUUCUGUCUUUGUGACUGUAGGCAAAUUACCUAAAAUCUCUGUGAUCCUCUGCAGAAUAGGGUCCAUACAUCCUACUAUAUCAAGUUAUUGAAAGGGUUAAGCAAAAGGUCUAGCGCUUCCCCAGGAGUCUGCCCCAGGGGAGGGGUUUCAGGAACCAAAAUUUCUAUCCGCUCUCUCAAGUCAUGCCUCGUAGCUGAACACUGUGGACCAGCAGAGAGUGGUGUGCUAGUAAACCAGCUGCAUGGGAAAAAAAAAAAAAAUCCCUGAUUUGUACCAUUUGUCAAUUCCACCAUGGCUGACAUCAGGCUGCCAAAGGUUUAACAACCAGUUGCAAAGCCCCCGAAUGUUUAGCGUUAGGUCCUUACAAGCAAGGGCAUGCCAGCCCCAGCACACCUCCUCCGUGCAGCAAGGGGCUUGGUGUCACCAUCUGUAGCUCAUGACGCUGGAGAGCUCACUCAGGUCGGCCACGGUGUCCCGGGGCCCUGUCUCGGAUUACUCAUGCCAUCAUGGGCACAUAGCGCCACUCCUGAUGGGUGGGAGGCUCCUCAGUCUUAGAAGAUAGAUUCCCCAUGAAAGGUUUUUGGGGCUUUAAAGAUAAGUAACUCUCCUGAUAAUCUCUCUCACACAUGCACUGUUUUAGAGCAUACAAAGUACUUUCACGUCCUAUCAUGUUGGACUCUCUGUUGUAAGAGAGCCAAAGCUCAGAGAGGGAAAGUGUUCUGCUCAGGGCCCCACAGCUUGAGUGUCAUUGAGUCUGAACUUGAACCCAGCACGGGGGACUCGGAGGCAUCUGCUCUUUUUGCCACCUUACCUCUUGAGCCCGGGGGUCCAUCACUCCUAAAGCUCAAUUUCAUCCUGGGGAUUCCCCACCCACCUGGUUGGUGAUCGUUUUCACGGUGACCUGGUCGCCCUGUUCGGACUGGAUCUCCCCAGAAAUGAAACCCUCCUUCUCAUCCUUGACCCAGCAAGACCUCUUGAUGUCAUAGGGCUUGUUCAUGGCUUCGAUUCUCUCCUUUUCGGAAGGUGUCAGGAAGGGCAUUGGGUCCACAUCGUCCCCACAUUCGCCUCUGGAUCCACUGGGCAUUGUGGCUUGGCUGAGGGAGGAGCAAGAAGGAACCACGGGUGGGAACCAGGACUUCCCUGGGUGCUGGAGGGGAAAGAGAGGAUAGUUUGCCAAGACUGUUGUAUGGCCUGGGGCAAAUGCCUGGGAGAGACGUGGGGCUGCUUCUCUCAUGUCACUUUGAAUGUCUUGCUGCUAUUAGAUCUUAGUAACCAAGAAUAAGAAAGAAACUGAUAACUCCUCAGAGUUGUGUACCCCUAGCCACCACAAAACACUUCUGCAUCUGUAGUCCCAUAUGCCCCUCACACUAAGGCUGUGAGGUAGGGAUCAGGGAGUCCAUUUUAUGGAGGAGAAGACAAAGGCCAAGAGAGGUUAAAGCAUGCACUUUUAACCAUGAACUGGGACGAGAAAAGGAUUACCACUUGGUUUUCAUUUUUCCUUAAGGUCUGAGCAGAGGCCACAAGCCACCGUAGUACCAGCACUGCUGAGGCUUGUCUCCAACAGAAAUCUCGGCUAUUCUCCUUUCAUUGUAGCCGGCAUCUCCAAAUAUAUAUGACUUACCCUCUUCUCAACUUUGAAGUGAUGGUCUCAUGAGACCCUCGGUUAGAAGUUGUUAUUUAAAUCUACUAACAAAAAAGUACACUUUUAAUUGCUAUAUCACAAACUGAUUUUGUAAUAUUUUGAUAACUGGAUUUUAAUACCAUUGCUUUCCUUUGUGACCCUACGUAGUUUAUUUUAUGCAUUUAAAAACUCUAAUCUGAGCAGAGGUCCACAGGCUUUACCAGAUGCUAAGCGAGUCCCUGGUACAGAAUAAUUGCCCCCGGUUCAAUGGUUACCUCUCUUAAGAUGAGGCCAGCCUGGGCUCAAGGCUGGACCUCUUGGUUUCCAAAUGCAGACAAACCAGGAAGGAGGAGGACUGGGGAAUUUCAGUAGCAAAGAGAGAAGCCAGGGGCGUCGCAGUUUGUCUUGGGGGUGAAGAAACUUCUUGGAGGUUUGGGGAGGAUGUGGUUCUGAGCCCCAUUGUCAGCAGUGCUGUUCUCAAGCCAAGGGUACAGCCUCCACCUUUAAGUAACCCAGCUGGGGAUGGAGCGUCUCACGACGGUGCCCCCAGACACCUGCUACACCAAGGUAUCCUCAGGGGAGCUCCAGCGUUUCCUGCCAGGGGUCCUGGUGUUUCCAAAAGAGGCUGAGCCAGGACAGGCAAGCGAUGGAGGCAAAGCCAGACGCUUUCUCCUCUUCUCAUCUCGCUGUGGGGUCCAGCUUAGAGUUCUGACUGGAGCCUGGGUUCCCCAACCCCAAAGCGGGUCCAUUUUGCAGAAAAUAAGAACGAGAGAAGGGAUAUGGGUGGGGUUGGGGGGUAGGGGUCCUGUGCCUUCGUGGGCCACUGACCUCUUUGUCCAUCUGGUGAUGUCUGUGGUCUCACAGGACAAAAUUUUAAAUUCAGGUAAUAAACUGUAUAAGAUCACCAAGGAAACAAAUGACAUUGAAAUGUAAUUAACACAAUAUUAAACAUGCAUGAUACAGCACUAGGUGUGCUUCCUAAUGGCAGGUCUAAUAACCACUUUAGUUUUGAAGAAACCGUGAGAAUUAACAAUCUUUUGACCUCUCUGCAACAAUUGUAAUAUGAUAUGAAAAUAUCGGUGACUUCCGUUGCUGACAGUCACAGGUAUUGCUAAUACGACUGUGUUAAAAAGGGGAGGAAAUGAUACAUUUCAGUUAAGGGUAGUGAACAUCACGAUGCAAUUGUUUUCCCACUGGAGACCCCCCAGCCCAGGGUAGGAACCCUGCCUGAUCCCUCCUGAGUCCCGUCUCUGCAGAGCACGCGACUGGGAGUCCUUGGUUUCUGCUGGUAGCUUUGGACAGUAUUUGUCCAGCAUCCAGGGGACCAGGCUCUCACUCAGCUCUGCCACAAGUCACCGUGGGCAGCUCAGUGGCCUCGUUGUCCCCCUCCCCCUUUCUGGAAGAUACGACUGCGCGACACAAACUUCCUUUUGCCAUUUGUUGUCCCUAAUGACACGAAAGCGUUGCCUUUUUGCGGUCUCAUUUUUGUGGUUCUGUUUGACAUAGAUGGAAGUCACCAGGGACAUGAGACCAAAAUCCACAUGAAAAGAAAAUCAUAUUACUGUAUUCUGAAAACCGGAAUCUGGCAAUGAAGAAUCGUAUUGAUAAGCAGUGAUGACAUUGACCUUUAGCAGCACCUGCUCUGCCACAAUACUUCACGCCUGAGGCUGAACCUCACUUCUGCCAUGUGGGACCUCAGUCUCUCCAAAGCCUGAGGACCACACCCCCAACCCUGGCAGUGCCCCUGGACGGCCCCCCAGUGCCAGGACCAGGGCCCAGAACCUCGGAUGGAACAGAGUUCUCACUCAAGAAAGAAAUCAGAAGGAAAGGAAUUCUGACCCCUGCUACAACAUGAUGGACCUUGAGCACGUGCUGCUGAGUGAAGUGCUUUACUUCUUCUAGUCAAUAUGCCGACUUUAGAAGCUCCGGGAGAGAGGCUGAGAAAAUUUAAGUAUCGUGGCAAAGAUGCAUCUAUGAGGCGGCAGCAGAGGAUAGCAGUCAGCCUGGAGCUCCGGAAAGCCAAGAAGGAUGAGCAGUCCUUGAAGAGGAGAAACAUCACGGAUGUCUCCCCUGACCCUUCUGAGCAACAGACCAAAGGGGUCAGCCUCACCCUGCCAGAAAUAAUCAAUGGUGUCAAUGCCUCAGAUCCAGAACUAUGUUUCCAGGCCACCCAGGCAGCCAGGAAAAUGCUGUCCCGGGAAAAGAACCCUCCUCUGAAGCUGAUUGUUGAUGCAGGGCUCAUUCCCAGGCUGGUGGAGUUCCUGAAGUCAUCCCUUCAUCCCCGCUUGCAGCUCGAGGCAGCCUGGGCUCUGACCAAUAUUGCCUCCGGUACUUCGGAGCUGACUCGUGCUGUCGUGGACGGAGGGGCCAUCCAGCCCUUGGUUGAGCUCCUGUCUUCCCCUCAUAUGACUGUGUGUGAACAGGCAGUGUGGGCCCUUGGUAAUAUAGCAGGUGAUGGACCAAAAUUCAGAGACGACGUUAUCUUCAGUGAUGCCAUUCCACAUCUGCUGACCCUGGUUUCAUCAAGUAUACCAGUCACAUUCCUGCGGAACAUCGCGUGGACCUUGUCCAACCUGUGCCGGAACAAGAACCCAUACCCUUCUGAUCACGCGGUGAAGCAGAUGUUGCCCGCCCUCUUCCACCUCCUGUGGCACCCAGAUGGAGAGGUUCUCUCGGACACCUGCUGGGCUCUGUCCUACCUCACCGAUGGCUGUGAUACACGCAUCGGCCAAGUGGUGGACACGGGGGUCCUGCCCAGGCUGGUUGAGCUCAUGAGCAGCUCAGAACUCAACGUCUUGACCCCCUCUCUGCGUGCUGUGGGGAACAUUGUCACCGGGACGGACCACCAGACCCAGCUGGCCCUGGACGCGGGCAUCCUGGCUGUGCUGCCCCAGCUCCUCACACACCCCCGCUCCUCCAUCCAGAAGGAGGCGGCCUGGGCUCUAAGCAACGUGGCCGCGGGGCCCCGCCAGCACAUCCAGCAGCUGAUCGCUUGCGGUGUGCUGCCUCCCUUGGUGGCUGUUCUAGAAAACGGAGAAUUUAAAGUCCAGAAAGAGGCUGUCUGGACAGUGGCUAACUUCACAACUGGGGGUACCGUGGACCAGUUGAUCCAGCUUGUCCAGGCUGGAGUCCUGGAGCCACUAAUAAAUCUUCUCACCAUCCCAGACACCAAAAUUGUUCUCAUCAUUCUCGACAUCCUCUUUUUUAUCCUCCAGGCAGCAGAGAAGAUUUCUCAGAAGGAAAACAUGUGUCUGCUGAUAGAAGGACUUGGUGGGAUUGAUAGAAUUGAGGCUUUGCAACUUCACGAGAACCGUCAGAUUGCCCUGACUGCUCUGAACAUUACUGAGAGACACUUCUCUGAGGAAGAAGAAACUGGCACAACCUUACCAGCCCGGGACCAAGAUCAUGAAUUCUUAAAGCACUUAACAAACACAUACCAAAGCUCCACAACUCCUAAACCAGGGACCAGACCCAAAGAGUCACUUCUUUAAGAACCCCUUCCCCUUGGUGUACCACAGGUAUAAAGCUUUUAAAACUUGAAUGAUAAUAAAAUUUUCCACACUUUGACCUC